GAGACUGAUUGGAUAUGUAAUGAGGGGGCGGUGUUUCAUAGCUUUGAUAAUCUGUGGAGCUUUUAGUUCAAGAGUUGGCUUUCACACGGUGACUGUAAAUGUAACAGAGUCCACUGAACCAAGGGUUGGAUUUUUAAAUGACUUUAUUCAUAAUUUUGUGGUAUAAUCUUCGGAAACAGCUGUGACAACAGCAUAUUUUUUGUAGGCUAUUAAGCAGAAUGCAACAUUUUGGUAUAAAUAUGAGCUUUUUACAGUGUUUUAUGGGUAUUUUUACGUUCCCUGUUGGUCUUUUUGUUUGUUUGUUUUAUUAAUGCUUUGGGUUGUGUUCAAGACAAAGGGGAAAGAUUGUGAUUAUUUAUUUAUGACUUUUUGAAGAAAAAAAAAAGGUUCAAGAUAGACUAUUUAAAAAAGGAAUUAGCCUAUGAAUUAGCCGAUAAAUUCGUUAGGUAGGCUAUAUGUUUUUUUUGUUUGUUUGUUUGUUGUUGUUUUCAAAUUAAAAAGUUAGGCCACUGUUUUCAGUAGAAUAGCUACAUUUUCCCCGCAGUUUGUUCCAUCUGAUUCAUUCCUUCCGUUUGUAUUGAAUUUAAAUCGCCGACAAAUGCCUGUCAACUAUCUAUGAUUAAAAAACAAUUAAAACGUAAAACGUUGUAGACUACAUAGGCUAUAUGCGAUCUCCUAUGUCUAUUUUUGACCCCCUCAUGGAGCCAACAUGGUUAGCCUAAAUUAAAUGUGUUUCUUUGCAGGGUUAGAGGUCAAAGUCAAAGGUGAGGUUCGACACACGGUCACUCUGUGAGGAUUCACAACACGACUUUCAACAUGAUUGUCCGAAUAAUUUAAAGUGUGAAAUAAACGAAAUUAUUGUGGACUUUAAAUUCACAUUAAACAUGCUGGAGGAGAAGUUUUAUCCAGCUAAAUAAGGACAGAAUAAACGAGUUCAGUUUAAUUUAGGGAGAAGCACGAACACUGUAAAACAUGAUAGCCCUAUAAAGUUAUUUGAACUUAUUCAAAUGUCGUGUCAAAUUUUGGAUUUUGAACUCAAGUUUGUAAGUUUUCAAAAAUUAACCUUAAAAGUAAUUCAUUGACUACUAUUUUUGAGUUGAAACAAUUGAGUUUACUCAUGUUUGGUUGAGUUUACUCACUCUUUGAAUUAUCCACAGUAAAAAUGCAGAGUUUCAUGCAAGAUGCGUAUCGUUCAAGCAGAAAGCAAACUUGUGCUGUGAGUCACUUAGAUUAAAUAUCUACCUGAAGAAUGCCACAUUGGUCAAUUUUAUAAUGGGAAUUUUCAAUGGAAACACACGCAUAAAGAAGCGUAAAUAGAUGAAUAGGAUUUGAAACAUUCGCAGUUUUAAUAAGCCGUUUUUUCUAAUGCACUGCACUGCUGAAAUGUGGUAGCCUAAUUUUGUUUAAUUUAUUUCAUAUUUAGUCGAUUGUUUUCUUCCUAAAUUAUGCAUUUUGUUAGACUGGCAAAUCCGUAAAUGAUUCUGAACUGUAUAAGGGCAAUGUGAAGAUAUUUUGAUGUCCAGUAGGGGGCUCACUAGAACACAUGGACUUACGUUCAUAUGGAUUUGCCCUACGGAAAUUUUUUAAAAGCAACGAAAAAAAUUUAGUCUAUAUGUUUCUUUGUUUUGCGAUACAGAAUAUUUUGAAAAUAAAUGCAUAUAGGCAUACUUUUCUAUUUUUGUUUUAUGUUGCUACUUUAUCAAAUGCAGUUUAAACCCGGAGAUAAUUUCGUUGCCUCUACGUGUAUUUAACGUCCAUGCGUUGGUCCACUUCUCACUGAACACCUGCAUGAAAUACUUAAAACUUAACUUAAAACAUAUUUCCUAUUUAAUUAAUUGCCAAGUACUUUUCGUGUGCGUUACUCAGCGUGGCAUUUCACAGUUAUGUUUGGAGAAACAAGUGUGAGUUUAAUCUUCAAUUCCUCGGUACACGGUAUUCAAAAUAUUUCCCGUGGUCGGAUCUCCGCGCCGGGCUGCUGCUGCUGAUAUUCGGGGGCGCGUGGUCCAGGUUUGCAUGUGACGUCAGGGCCCGGUGACGUCAGAGCCAGUGUCUGUGUGUUGCUCUUCCCACAGGCUCUUCGUCCAGAAGUUAUUAGUAAGCUCGGGACGAGGCAGUUUCCCAUUCCAUUUCCUCAUCUGUAAGCCUUCUGCCUUAACCCUCCUGUAUGGUGGAUAUUCUACCCCAUCCUUCUUUCUUGGGUGAUAUGGGGGAUCAUUCCAAAAAGAAGUCUGGAAUCGCCAUGUGUGUAGGCUGUGGAAGUCAGAUCCAUGAUCAGUACAUACUGCGAGUGUCCCCGGACCUGGAGUGGCACGCAGCCUGUCUGAAGUGCGCAGAAUGCAGUCAGUACCUGGAUGAGACGUGCACUUGCUUCGUCCGGGACGGCAAGACUUAUUGCAAGAGAGAUUACGUACGAUUAUUCGGGAUUAAAUGCGCCAAAUGCAACAUCGGUUUCUGCAGCAGUGACCUGGUGAUGAGGGCCCGGGAUAACGUGUAUCACAUGGAGUGUUUCAGGUGCUCGGUGUGCAGCAGACAUUUGCUCCCGGGAGAUGAGUUCUCUCUGCGGGAUGAGGAGCUGCUCUGCCGGGCGGAUCACGGGCUGCUAAUGGAGCGCGCUUCAGCCGGGAGUCCCAUCAGUCCCGGAAACAUUCACUCCAACAGGCCCCUGCACAUCCCAGGUAAACCUGUGCCAGUUCGUCAGCCACCUCACCGGAACCACGUUCAUAAGCAGUCUGAGAAGACCACGCGUGUGCGGACAGUAUUAAACGAAAAGCAGCUUCACACUCUCCGGACGUGUUAUAAUGCAAACCCGCGACCGGACGCGCUAAUGAAAGAACAGCUAGUGGAAAUGACCGGCCUGAGCCCACGCGUCAUACGAGUGUGGUUCCAAAACAAACGCUGCAAAGACAAGAAGAGGUCCAUACUUAUGAAACAACUACAACAACAGCAACACAACGACAAAACGAAUCUUCAAGGUCUCACGGGAACGCCUCUGGUGGCAGGCAGCCCGAUUAGACAUGACACCACAGUCCAGGGAAAUCCUGUAGAAGUUCAAACCUAUCAGCCUCCGUGGAAAGCCUUAAGCGAAUUUGCCUUACAGAGUGACCUGGACCAGCCUGCUUUCCAACAGCUGGUGUCAUUUUCCGAGUCGGGUUCGCUGGGUAACUCGUCUGGUAGUGAUGUGACCUCUCUGUCAUCGCAGUUACCCGACACCCCCAACAGCAUGGUGCCCAGUCCCGUGGAGACGUGAGAGCCCACCGGAGACUCCUGCCCGAGCAUGCCCUCACCCCCCUGCAUGAAAACCCAUCACCUCACCGCCUCAAACGGAAAAAAGGGAUUAACCAAGAUGGAUUUAAACAGUUUGCCAAACGGAGGAGCCUGUCCAAGCGACUUUGGGGUUUCCAGACGUGUUACAAAACUGUUUUUAAAGCAUUUGGACCGUAUAUCCAGGACGUCCAAUGGAAUAUGAACACGUUAUUUUGGUUUUGAUUAUGGACCACUGUCAACCUUACGAAAACAACAGUCUUAACAGUGUUUAUUCAAGACCAUCAUUGUGUAGCUUUAUGAACAAGUGGUAUUUUCCAUAUGAGACAAAAAUCAACUUUUUUUGUCUUAAUGCGCAUGAUCUCUCCGAAGAUGUAUAAAACUGAGCUGUAAAAUAUUUUAUCUUAACGAAUGGAUGACAGAUUGUAUAAACUCCUCGAUUUAAAAAGUAAGUUAUUGUUAUUUAUUGUCAGGACAACCGUCCAUACCAAAAAGUGAGAAAUUACAAAUAAACGACGUUAAAUGCUG
Megalobrama amblycephala (Wuchang bream) is the source of this 3789-nucleotide messenger RNA. It is a transcript of the gene isl2a, whose product is annotated as ISL LIM homeobox 2a. Gene Ontology annotation, cellular component: nucleus. Bases 2165 to 3247 code for a protein of 360 amino acids. Gene Ontology annotation, biological process: axonogenesis; neuron fate specification; positive regulation of transcription by RNA polymerase II. The transcript is spliced from 6 exons. The record is from RefSeq and is a predicted model, not a curated record. NCBI's taxonomy places the organism in Eukaryota, Metazoa, Chordata, Actinopteri, Cypriniformes, Xenocyprididae. Gene Ontology annotation, molecular function: cis-regulatory region sequence-specific DNA binding; DNA-binding transcription factor activity, RNA polymerase II-specific.